Molecule: messenger RNA, 2888 nt
Organism: Melopsittacus undulatus (budgerigar)
Lineage: Eukaryota; Metazoa; Chordata; Aves; Psittaciformes; Psittaculidae
Gene: TNIP2
Product: TNFAIP3 interacting protein 2
Exons: 6
Coding region: 293-1846 (517 amino acids)
Biological process (GO): regulation of transcription by RNA polymerase II; cellular response to lipopolysaccharide; toll-like receptor 3 signaling pathway
Molecular function (GO): K63-linked polyubiquitin modification-dependent protein binding
Source: RefSeq, a predicted model, not a curated record
UCCGGCCCGCUCGCCCUCCUCUCCUCCUCCCCCUUCCUGGGGUUCCCCGGCCGGCCUUGCCUCCGGGACUGCUCCCCCGCCGCGGGGUUCCCCCUCCGCAGGGGCGGAGCGCGGCCCGGGCCAAGCCGUAGAAAGCGGUGGGGAAGGACAGCAGGCGGGUCCUGCGAGCCCUUAAAGGAGGGCGGCCAUCCUCCUCCCCCGGCGGGAAGGCGGAAGAGCGAGGCAGCAGCGACAACAACAGCAGCUGCAGCAGCAACCACCCCAGCCCUGCCUGGCUUCUCUCCGGGGUUAUAUGCACCUGGCCGGAUUACUGCUCGCCUUGCAGAAGGGAGAGAAGGGGCAGCAGCGGGACCGCGGCUCACCCUCCCCGGCCAUGUGCUCGGUAAGCGAGGGCAGCAGCACGGACCCCUUGGUGGCCCGCUUCAAGCAGGUGGAGGAGACGCUGGAGAAGCUGCACCGGGAGAACAAGAGCUUGAAGAAUAAAGUGCCUCGGUACAACGCGCUCUGCACCUUGUACCACGAAUCCGCUCAGCAGCUGAAGCACCUCCAGCUGCAGCUGGCUGCCAAGGAGGCCACGAUCCGGGACCUGCGGAGCAGCCUGGCCCGGCGGCCGCAGCAGCCGCAGCCAGCGGCGGGCGGCGAGGCGGGGCCUGCGGGCGCGGAGCCGGCGCUGUCGCUGGUGGAGAGCCUGCUGGAGCAGCUGGGCCAGGCCCGGGAGCAGCUCCGGGACAGCGAGCGGCUCUCGGCGCAGAGAGUGGAAGCCUUGAGCCAGGAAGUGCAGAAUUUGAACCAGCAGUUAGAAGAGAAAAAUGGGGAGAUACAGCAGAUGAUAAACCAGCCUCCAUAUGAAAAGGAGAGAGAAAUCUUGCGACUUCAGAAGAGCUUGGCAGAGAGAGAGAAGGCUCAGGCCACCAGUGAUGUUUUGUGCCGUUCACUCACUGAUGAAACGCACCACCUUCAACGUAAAUUAGCUUCCACAGCAGAAAUGUGUCAACAUCUGGCAAAAUGUCUAGAAGAGAAGCAAAGAAAAGAGAAGGGGCGUUCAGAUGACCAGAUGCCCACUGAAAGACCUAAUCAGCUUUUAGACAAUGAAACUUCACUUCAAGCUCUUAUCUGCAGCCUACAAGAUGAAAACAGGAUGUUAAAACAAAAAGUAGCUCACGUGGAAGACUUAAAUGCCAAAUGGCAGAAAUACGAUGCGAGUAGGGAUGAGUAUGUGAAGCGACUCCACUUGCAGCUAAAGGAGAUGAAGGCACAACUGGAGCAGCAGCACGGCCUAGCUUCAGCACCAACGAAUUCUGACCUGAUGCGCAAGGAGAUAUUCCGGUUAAACAAGCUACUGGAAGAAAAAAUGAACGAAUGCAUAAAAACAAAGAGAGAAUUAGAAGAUGUGAAGAAGGCUAGUGAAGGAGAUAAUGAGCGCAUGCAAAUGCUGGAGCAACAGGUCCUAGUUUAUAAAGAUGAUUUCACAUCUGAGAGAUCAGACAGAGAACGAGCACAGACCAAGAUACAAGAGCUUCAGGCAGAAAUUGCAUGCCUGCAACACCAGCUAGCAAGAAGACAGGACUCAAGAGACACAAACAGUCGUUUCAGAGUUCACAUAGGUAACCAAAAUCAUAUGCACGUGCAGACAAACGUUGAACAUCUACGAGGCAAUAGCCCAGGCCAGACAGGCACGAGAAGGACAUCUUCACAGUCUGAACAAGCUUCUCCUCCUGUGGACAGUGGAGACUCAGAACUCGAGGGCAGGGCACAGGGUGAACUUAGAUGCCCUCAUUGUAUGAGGUUUUUUAGUGAUGAACUCAGCGAUGAAUUCCUGAAGCAUGUUGCUGAAUGUUGCCAGUGACCAUGCGGUGUGAGGCGUGUUAAGUCGAUCACUACUCUAUAGACAGCAAAACCUUGCUCUGGACAUAUCUCCUUCAGUCCUAAGCCAGAGUGAUUCAGCUCUUAGGAAUGAGGAGGAUGAGCAGUUAUCUACCUCUGACUUGAUUUCACCUUCUCUUGGACUGUAUGAGUCUUCAAGAUAAAGCAAAGUGUUUUUAUGAAGAAUUAUGUUUGACAACUACAAGGAAUGCAAGCUUAAUGCAAAUCCUGCUACAGUCUAAACUGAAACAUACAGUGGUAGUUAGCUUCAGAGUGCAGCUUGAGUUGUGUUUGAGUCUUAACUCUUUACAGCAGUUUGAAGGCUUGGGAAAAACAAAUGACUGAACUUUUCCUCCUCUUCCAGAAAUGUAAGCUGAAGAACAGGGGAGGAGUUCUUUGGCAGAAGACAGUAAAAAUCUUGUUGUGCUGUAUCUGGAUUAAAAGUGAAAGUAUUUUCUUGUCUAUUGAGGCUGAACUUUCAGACAUCACAUCGGAAAAUCCUUGUGUUCAACUGAAAGCAGGAGAAGUGAAGAAACCAUAAAAGGGCUGGUUACUGACUAAGACCAGCCUGUCUUUUUUGCACAGAAAGAGUGUGGAGGGAUAUUUAUUUUUUCUGUGCCUUAACUACCUGUUUACACAUUUGUAAAUGUGUAUUUGUGUAACUAUUGACUGUAUUCCUAUUUUACCCAAGGAUUAUUUUUAUAAUAAAAGUGAUUGUGCAGUUGCUUUAUUACAUUAGUAAAGUGGUCAAAAAUCUCUUUCAGUGUAAGUAUUUAAAGGUGAAACAGUCCCUGGAACUGCACUAAGGGCUAACUAAAUGUCAUGGUUUCAGAUACGAGUUAUUUCAUUACCUCAGUGUCAGACUAUUUUCAAAUAUGUUGACAAACCACUCCUCAUUUAUGUGAGAAGAAUGACCUUUAAGAUGCACAAGAACAUGUUUAACGCCCUACCCUGUCACACAUCUGUGACUGUGCCAGUGCUAGUUUAUAUUUCUUCUUACACUCUCUGUAAUGGAGAUAACUUCA